Messenger RNA from Arachis duranensis, 2799 nucleotides. RefSeq names its product putative disease resistance protein RGA3. Lineage: Eukaryota; Viridiplantae; Streptophyta; Magnoliopsida; Fabales; Fabaceae. The record is from RefSeq and is a predicted model, not a curated record. The transcript has a single exon. The annotation marks the transcript as partial. Gene Ontology annotation, molecular function: ADP binding. Gene Ontology annotation, biological process: defense response to other organism.
ACUUAUGUUUACCAAGGUCUGCUUAGAAAUACUAAAAAAUUGUCACAACCACCCACCAAAUGCCUCUGUUCUUGAAACGUAGGCCUACCCCAAUCAUUUUUUUAUUCUUCUAAUUUGUUUUCUAGUGGCUGGUUCUUUGGGAGUAAUGAGCACAAGAUUCCAAAACUAUGUUAAAGUGAUUCAAAUUGCAAUUUGUGAAGUUGCAUGUUCGACGCAUUCACAUUCUCCCACAAACACAGUUUAAUAAUAGUAGAUCUAUCUACCUUCCUCUUACUGCAACACCAAACCAGUGUCAUAAUAUAGUCAACUUGCAUGUGCAUAGCAUUCAGUCCAAUAUCUGAGCUUUCAUUCGUUCUAGCUUUUCAAAUGGCUGAAUCUCUACUUCAAAUGGUGAUUGAAAACUUGCAAGCUUUUGUUCAGGACGAGCUUGCAACUCUUUGGGGCGUCCACUCUCAGAUUCAAGAGCUGUCAGGGAACCUUGCUGCAAUCCAUGCAGUGGUCCAAGAUGCUGAAGAGAAGCAGAUCAGAGAGCGUGCUGUGAAGCUUUGGCUGCAGAAGCUUUCAGAUGCAGCACACGUGCUUGAUGAUAUCUUAGAUGAAUGUUCAAUAGAGUCCAAUCGUCUACACAGUGAGCAGUGCUUAACUCGUCUUGAUCCUGUGACAAUUAUGUUUCGUCGGGACAUCGGUAAGAGGAUGAAAGAGAUGGUUGACAGGUUUCGUCAAAUUGAUGAAGAAAGGAGAAGGUUUGAAUUGCGUGGAAGAGUUCCAGAGAGGCAACAAGAAGAUGAAGCAUGGCGCCAGACAUGUUCUGGUAUCACUGAGCACAACAUCUAUGGAAGGGAGCAAGACACAGAAAAUAUUCUGGAGUUUCUUUCAAGGAGUGCUGAUAGCAGUAACGACCUCUCUGUUUAUCCAAUUGUUGGCAUGGGUGGCCUUGGAAAAACAACACUUGUCCGAUGGGUUUACAACGACAAGAAGGUAAUUGAACAUUUCCAUAUGAGAAUUUGGGUUUGUGUUUCCACUGAAUUCAAUACCAUGAGAAUUCUAGAGUCCAUUGUGGAAUCUACAAGUGGACAUAACCCGAACCUAUCUACUUUAGAAGCACUGAAAAACAAAGUUCAAGAAAUACUGCUAGGCAAAAGGUAUUUACUUGUUCUAGACGAUAUGUGGAGCACGGACAAAUGGGAGGACUUGAAGUCUGUUUUGCUUUGCGGAGGUGGAACAAAAGGUGCUGCAGUUUUGGUUACUACCCGAGUUGAGAGUGUUGCAUCUGUCAUGGGAACAUGCCCUGCUCAUCGCUUGUCACCAUUAUCGGAGGAUGACAAUUGGUUAUUGUUCAAAUACCAUGCAUUUGGAUCAGACAAAGUGGAGCGCACAGAGCUUGUGGCAAUAGGCAAGGAGAUUGUAAAGAAAUGUGGUGGUUCCCCUCUUGCAUCUAAAGCACUUGGAAGCCUUUUGCGCAAUAAAAAGGAGGAAAUACAGUGGGUGAAUGUAUUGGAGAGUAAGUUUUGGGACAUACUUGAGGAUGAUGCUAUUAUUGUACGUGCUUUGAAAAUCAGCUACUUCAAUUUGAAGUUGUCAUUAAGACAAUGCUUUGCUUUUUGUGCCAUUUUCCCCGAAGAUUUUCGAAUGGAAAAGGAGCAACUUAUUCAUCUUUGGAUUGCCAAUGGCUUGAUCAAAUCCAAAGGGAGGUUGGAGAUUGAGGAUGUUGGUAAUGAGGCUUGGGAGGAAUUAUGUCAGAGGUCAUUUUUCCAAGAAGUUGAGAUUGAUGAAUUGGGAAGAACUACAUUCAAGAUGCAUGAUUUAUUUCAUGAACUUGCCCAAUCUAUAAUGGGAGAAGAGUGCAGAGUUUAUGAUGAGUCUGCAAGCUUGACCAAUUUGUCUACAAGGGUCCACCAUGUCACUUGUUUAAAACCAGAGGCGGAGGUAAACAUGGAUCCCUUCAAGAAAGCUGAGUCCUUGAGGAGUAUGAUUAAUCUUCUUCCAUUAGAUGAUCACAAUCUUUGUGGUUUGCCACCAUUCAAUUCUCUCCGUGCACUACGUACGAAUGCUUCUCAACUCUCAGCACUGAAGAGUUUAACGCAUUUGAGGUACCUAAAUCUGCGUAGGAGCGGUAUCACAACACUGCCUGAAUGUGUUUCGAGGUUACAAAAAUUGCAGAUUCUGAAGUUAGAAGACUGUCUAAAUCUUUCUUGUUUGCCCAAACACUUAACACAAUUGAAGGAUCUUAGACAUCUCCUAAUUGAAGAGUGUCAUUCAUUAGUAGAGAUGCCUUCGAAUAUCGGCGAGUUGAAAUGUUUGAGAACAUUGAAUCUUUUUAUUGUGGAUAAAAAGGAAGGGCAUGGGUUAUCAGAGUUGCGUGAUUUACAGCUUGGAGGCAAACUACGCAUCAAGGGGCUUGAAAAUGUCUUAAAUGAGGGUGAUGCUAGAGAUGCUAAUUUGAGUGCUAAGAAGAACUUGGAAAAGUUAUACCUGUCAUGGGACUCCUCUGAUUCAAGGCGUGUUGCCAAUGCUGAGAGAAUACUUGAAGCCCUUGAGCCUCCCUCCAAUCUCAAGAGUUUUGGGAUGAAUGGUUACAGCGGAGUAGAGUUGCCUAGCUGGAUGCAAAAUACUUCAAUUCUUUCCAGCUUAGUUAUGGUGAUACUCUAUGAUUGCAAGAACUGCAAGCACCUUCCUCCGCUGGGUAAAUUACCACAUUUAACUGUUCUUUAUGUAUCUGGAAUGAAAGAUGUGAAGUACAUUGAUGAUGACUCUUAUGAUGGCGUGAAUCAGAAGGCUUUUAAGUCGUUGAAGUACCUG